UCUCAACGGGUCUCGUAUCCGUUUCAUGUGGCGGUGCGAAUGAUGAUGAUGCCAUUGACCUUUUCUCUCCCGUGGGCAGUUCAACUUGGCUCCUCGAAUGAGGGAGGGAAAUCGUGGAUCUUUCAGCCUGGAAGGGCAGUUGAGGGUCCUAGUGGGUCAUCGGCAAUGCCCGAAUAUAAUUGUUCCCUCGGCAAUACCAGGUGUGGCUGUUUCUAUUAUUAUAUCCUUUCUCGCCUUCUUAAAGUAUCUCAGUAUACGAGCUGCAUAGCUUGCU
Aspergillus alliaceus is the source of this 274-nucleotide messenger RNA. RefSeq lists its product as uncharacterized. The transcript has a single exon. The coding region runs from base 98 to 268 and encodes 56 amino acids. The record is from RefSeq and is a predicted model, not a curated record. Lineage: Eukaryota; Fungi; Ascomycota; Eurotiomycetes; Eurotiales; Aspergillaceae.